CGCGGUAGACGAGACUGGUCGGCCUGCCCAGCUUGUGCUGAGUGAUGCCGGGGAAACUUCUUAGUGACGCGGAUUUGGAGUCAGACGUAGCCGUGGCAAAAGUGGAGAUGCCGCGAAAACAAAAUGAGAAGGCCAGCAGUGUGCGGUAGUCUUAAGUUACCUCGAUAGCUGUCUGCUUCCUUGCUGUUACUUCCUUAGAAAGCGAUUUAACUUGUGACUGAUUCUCUGUUCUGAGAAAGGUAAAAAAGAGAAGCCAAAAUCUAGUCUAAAGACUGAAGAGGCAGCAGAAGAAAAGGAAGAAAUGAUUUCUUCCAAAGCUAAAAAGGUUAAGAAGAAAGAGACUUCUGAGGUUGACGUGGAUUCUCCUAAAUCUAAAAAGGCAAAAAAGAAAGAGGAGCCAUCUCUAGAUGACAUUAUUUCUCCUAAAACUAAAAGUUCGAAAAAAUCAAAGGAGCCCUGUGAAAAGACAGUUGUUUCUCCUAAAACCAAAAAAGUUAUAAAAAAUGAAGAGCCUUCUGAGGAAGAAUUGGGUACACCUAAGCCCAAAAAGAUGAAGAAAGAAAAAGAAAUAAAUGGAGAAAUUCAAGAGAAAAGUCCCAACCUCAAGAAUGGAUUCCCUGACUCUGGACCUGACUCCAACUCCAAGGAAGCUGCCAGUGAAGAAAACAGUGAGUUAAAGCAGGAAAUGACUGUGGAGCAAAAAGAAGGAGCUUUCUCUAAUUUUCCCAUAUCUGAAGAAACUAUUAAACUUCUUAAAGCCCGUGGGGUGACCUUCCUGUUUCCUAUACAAGCAAAGACGUUUCACCAUGUCUAUAGUGGGAAGGAUUUGAUUGCGCAGGCGCGGACAGGAACUGGAAAGACAUUCUCCUUUGCUAUCCCUUUGGUUGAGAAACUUCUUGGAGAAGUGCAAGACCGGAAGAGAGGGCGUGCCCCUCAGGUACUGGUUCUUGCACCCACAAGGGAGUUGGCAAGUCAAGUAAGCAGAGACUUCAGUGACAUCACAAAAAAGCUGGCAGUAGCUUGUUUUUAUGGUGGAACUCCCUAUGGAGGACAAAUUGAACGCAUGAAGAAUGGGAUCGAUAUCCUGGUUGGGACACCAGGUCGUAUCAAAGACCACCUGCAGAAUGGCAAGCUAGAUCUCACCAAACUUAAGCAUGUUGUCCUGGAUGAAGUUGAUCAGAUGUUGGAUAUGGGCUUUGCUGAUCAAGUGGAAGAGAUUUUAUGUGUAGCAUACAAGAAAGAUUCAGAAGACAAUCCUCAAACAUUGCUUUUUUCUGCAACUUGCCCCUAUUGGGUGUUUAAUGUUGCUAAGAAAUACAUGAAAUCUACAUAUGAACAAGUGGACCUAAUUGGUAAAAAGACACAGAAAACGGCGAUAACUGUAGAGCAUCUGGCUAUCAAGUGCCACUGGACUCAGAGGGCAGCAGUCAUUGGAGACGUUAUCCGAGUGUACAGUGGUUUUCAAGGGCGCACUAUCAUAUUUUGUGAAACGAAGAAAGAAGCCCAGGAGUUGUCACAGAAUGUGGCUAUAAGACAGGAUGCCCAGUCGUUACACGGAGACAUUCCACAGAAGCAAAGGGAAAUCACCCUGAAGGGUUUUAGAAAUGGUGAUUUUGGAGUUUUGGUUGCGACCAAUGUUGCUGCACGUGGGUUAGACAUCCCCGAGGUUGAUCUGGUUGUUCAAAGUUCUCCACCAAAGGAUGUUGAAUCCUACAUUCAUCGUUCUGGGCGAACAGGUAGAGCUGGGAGAACCGGGGUUUGCAUCUGCUUUUACCAACACAAAGAAGAAUACCAGUUAGUCCAAGUGGAGCAGAAAGCGGGAAUUAAAUUUAAACGAAUAGGUGUUCCUUCUGCAACAGAGAUAAUAAAAGCUUCUAGCAAAGAUGCCAUCAGGCUCUUGGACUCUGUGCCUCCCACUGCGAUCGGUCACUUCAAGCAAUCAGCCGAGAAGCUGAUUGAAGAGAAGGGGGCUGUGGAAGCCCUGGCAGCAGCCCUGGCCCACAUUUCCGGUGCCACGUCAGUAGACCAGCGCUCCUUGAUCAACUCAGAAGCGGGCUUUGUGACCAUGAUCUUGCGGUGCUCAAUUGAAAUGCCAAACAUUAGUUAUGCUUGGAAAGAACUUAAAGAGCAGCUGGGUGAGGAUAUUGAUUCCAAAGUGAAGGGAAUGGUCUUUCUCAAAGGAAAGCAGGGUGUUUGCUUUGAUAUCCCUACUGCAUCAGUAACAGAAGUACAGGAAAAGUGGCAUGAUUCACGGCGCUGGCAGCUUUCUGUGGCCACGGAGCAACCAGAGCUGGAAGGUCCACGGGAAGGAUAUCGCAACUUCCGAGGACAGCGGGAAGGCAGUCGAGGCUUCAGGGGACAGCGCGAGGGCAACCGAGGUGUCAGGGGACAGCGGGAAAGAAGUCGAAGCUUCAGAGGACAGCGAUCAGGAGGUGGCAACAAAAGUAACAGAUUCCAAAACAAAGGCCAGAAGCGGAGUUUUAAUAAAGCAUUUGGACAGUAACUUGAAGUAGAGGAUUUAUUUGGCAAAAACAGAACUGUGUUCAGCAAUGUGGAACUGAACAUUGUUUUUCAUACAAAGUUAAAAGCACAUGGUAUUUCCUUCCUGACCACUUGCCCAGUCCCCAUCUCUUCGAGAGAGAAAAGCUUCAUCUAAAUUAUUUCAUCUGACUGAUGACUGUCAUUUAUAACUUUAUUGCUACUUCCAUCUUGGGUAUUCCUUUGGAAAAGGUGUAUGGAUUCAUUACAUAUUCUAAUGUAUUAAUAGAUUAUAAGAUAAAGUCAAGCAUGUAUCUGCUGAUACUUUUUAAGUUGACCUGUCUUUAUACUUAGAAAUGUCUCUUAAUAGUAGGCUUCCCUGGUGGCUCAGAUGGUAAAGACUCUCCUGCAGUGCAGGAUCCCUGGGUCAGGAGGAUCCCCUGGAGAAGGAAAUGGCAACCCACUCCAGUAAUCUUGCCUGGAGAAUUCCAUGAACAGAGGAGCCUGGCAGGCUACAGUCCAUGGGGUUGCAAAGAGUCAGGCAUGACUGAGCAACUAUCACUCACACUCAUUCUUAAUAGUGCCCUUCCUGAAUACCGUGGGGAAUACAGUAGUUUCUAGAGAAGCACUUUGAGCACUCAAAGCUUUGUUUUCUAACUGUAUUCCUCAGCCACUUGCCUUCCAGUUACUCCUGUGGUUCUAGUGUAUAUCUUCUGAGAAUUAAUAGCAAUGUUUCGAAGCAAGGUUUCACACUUAACUGUGAUUAAUACAGUUUAUGCCUGCAUAUGCUCUAAAUUUGGAGGAUGGUGAUGCAUUUGAUAGGAGAUAGUAUUUAGAUUAGCUAUUGUUAUAUGCAUUUUGAUACAUUUUUAGCUUCUCAAUAAAAGGUGAUUUCAUGCUUCAGUGAAUUCCUCACAGAUUUUAAAAAUAAUGUAUAUGUGUAAAUACAAGUAUUUUACUAGAAAGUAAGUAUCUUAAAGGAAUUCCAGGUGUAUAACAUGGCCCCAUAACUUGCUUCGUGCGUAAGGAGGCUAGAUAAAUGGUGCUUGAUGAUAAUGUACUCCACCUCCUAUUGGAAAAUUAACCUUAUUUACCAAGAAGGAACUAGGGGGAAUAGGGGGCAGAGAUUUGCAUUGCUGAAGAGUCAAAAAACCACUGAAUAUUUUCUACAUGCAAGAAGGAAACGUAUAUUGAGAGCAAAGAGAAGAAUGAGUGAAGGUGCAUGAUAAAGUUUUGUUUUUUUUUUGAUAAAGCUUUUUUUUAAACGGUGAAAACUUAAUGGUUCAUUACUGUUUCUAGAGUUUAACUUCUAAUGGGCAAGCUGGGGAUUUUAGGUACAACGAUCCAGUUUAGUUUCUCAAAGCCUAGCUGCUAUAGCCACAGUAUAGAAUCUCUUCCUAUCAGACUGCUACUCCAUUGAAAGGUUGCAGCUACCUAGAAUUCUUUUUAAGAGCAAACUAUAGUUAUUUUUAAGUUGUUGCUUUGAGGGAACUGAAGAACCUAAUAUAGCCCCUGGCCAGUAUUGCUGCAAGGUCUCGUGUUAUUUCUCUGGGAAACUUCGCACAAGAUACAGGAACUUAAAAGUAGCUUUGUCUUCCUGCCUUGAUUCCUAGAUAUUACUUACUGGAAAUUUCAGGAAAUAAACGAUGAUUUGAGGAAUUCAAA
Dama dama (fallow deer) is the source of this 4143-nucleotide messenger RNA. It is a transcript of the gene DDX21, whose product is annotated as DExD-box helicase 21. Gene Ontology annotation, molecular function: RNA helicase activity; ATP binding; RNA binding. The record is from RefSeq and is a predicted model, not a curated record. The transcript has 16 exons. NCBI's taxonomy places the organism in Eukaryota, Metazoa, Chordata, Mammalia, Artiodactyla, Cervidae. The coding region runs from base 302 to 2503 and encodes 733 amino acids.